This is a messenger RNA of Trifolium pratense (red clover), 2876 nucleotides long. Its product is annotated as probably inactive leucine-rich repeat receptor-like protein kinase IMK2. Gene Ontology annotation, biological process: protein phosphorylation. Bases 290 to 2665 code for a protein of 791 amino acids. The record is from RefSeq and is a predicted model, not a curated record. Lineage: Eukaryota; Viridiplantae; Streptophyta; Magnoliopsida; Fabales; Fabaceae. The transcript is spliced from 2 exons. Gene Ontology annotation, molecular function: protein binding; ATP binding; protein kinase activity.
AAGCUAAGAAUAAUAAUGUAAACUAUAGUCACAAAAACUAGCCGUUAUUAUUAACAUAAACUGCAACAACCUUUGACCCAUUCUUGUACUAUCUACUAAAAAUUGCUCUUUUAUCUCUCACUUCGUUAAACCAUAAACCUCACUUCAACUUUCUUCAUUCAUUCACAAUCUCACAUACCCAAUAUCAGAAAUCUUUCUCUUUCUCUAAAGUUUUCAUCUUUCUUCACUCUCUUAUUGAAAGCUUGUUUCUUUGCAUAGCAUAGCCAUUGUUGUUCUUAGUUCAACUUCCAUGGAGAACAAUACUUGGCAUAAUGCUAAAGAUUUGAUUUUUGGCUUAAACCCAUUUCAGAAAUGUAGAAAAAAUCAAAAGGGUAGUUUUAUUUUAUUGAGUUUUUUACUUUUUGUAUGUUUUAGUGUUGAACCUGUUUUAGGUCAUUUAUGGGAUGGUGUUGUUGUAACACAAUCUGAUUUUCAAUCUCUAAGGGCUAUUAAAAAUGAACUUAUUGAUUCAAAAGGGGUUUUGAAAAGCUGGAAUGAUAGUGGUUUAGGUGCUUGUUCAGGUAAUUGGGUUGGAAUCAAAUGUUUGAAAGGUGAAGUUAUUGCAAUUCAACUUCCUUGGAAAAGUUUAGGUGGAAAAAUUUCUGAGAAAAUUGGUCAACUUCAAUCUCUUAGGAAAUUAAGUCUUCAUGAUAAUGCACUUGUUGGUUCAAUUCCUUUUUCUCUUGGUUUUCUUCCUAAUCUUAGAGGUCUUUAUCUUUUCAAUAACAAGCUUUCAGGUUCUAUUCCUCUUUCUAUUGCUAAUUGUCCAAUGCUUCAAUCUUUUGAUGUUAGUCAUAAUUCACUUAUUGGUAAAAUUCCUUCUGGUUUAGCAAAUUCAACUAGGAUUUUCAGGAUUAAUUUGAGUUAUAAUUCACUUUCUGGUUCAAUUCCUAGUUCAUUCACUAUGUCACAUACUUUAACUAUUCUUUCUCUUGAAUUCAAUAAUUUAACUGGUCCUAUUCCAAGUGAAUUAGGUAAACUUACAAGGCUUAGAAUUCUUGAUCUUUCAAACAAUGCUAUCAAUGGUAGUUUUCCUUUAAGCUUCUCUAAUCUGUCUUCUCUUGUUUCAUUGAAUGUUGAAAACAAUCAUCUUGAAAACCAUGUGCCUAAUACUUUUGAAAAUUUACAUAACCUUUCUGUGAUUAACUUGAAGAACAAUAAGUUUGAUGGUAAAAUUCCAUCAACACUUGGAAACAUCUCAAACAUUAGUCAAAUUGAUUUGUCUCAGAACAAAUUUGUUGGUGAAAUUCCUGAUUCUUUUACUAAACUAGCAAAUCUAAGUUCAUUCAAUGUCUCUCAUAACAAUCUAUCUGGUCAUGUUCCAUCUCUACUUUCCAAAAAAUUCAAUGCUAGUUCAUUUGAAGGGAACUUUGGUCUAUGUGGUUACAUAAGUUCAAAACCAUGUCCUUCACCAUCACCACCACCUCAUAAUCUUCCAGCUCAAUCACCAGAAGAACCUCCCUCAAAGAAACAUCACAGAAAAUUGAGCACAAAGGACAUAAUCCUCAUAGUAGCUGGUGUUCUUUUGUUGAUUUUGUUAUUACUUUGCUGCUUUUUGCUUUGUUGUUUGGUCAGGAAAAGAGCUUCUUCAAGCAGAAAGAGUAGCAAAGCUGCCAAAGCUGCUGCUUCUGCUAGGAGUGUGGAGAAAGGCGGUCCAGCUGGUGGUGAAGUUGUAUCAGGAGGUGAAGCUGGUGGAAAACUAGUUCACUUUGAUGGACCAUUUGUGUUCACUGCUGAUGAUCUUUUGUGUGCUACUGCUGAGAUAAUGGGGAAAAGUGCUUAUGGAACAGCUUACAAGGCAACAUUGGAAGAUGGUAAUCAAGUUGCUGUGAAGAGGUUGAGGGAGAAGACUACUAAAGGACAGAAGGAGUUUGAAGCUGAGGUUGCUUCACUUGGCAAAAUCAGACAUCAAAAUCUGUUAGCUCUUAGAGCUUACUAUCUUGGACCUAAGGGAGAGAAGCUUCUUGUGUUUGAUUACAUGAGUAGAGGAAGCCUAGCAUCAUUCCUUCAUGCUCGCGGACCUGAAAUCAUCGUCGAGUGGCCAACAAGGAUGAAAAUAGCAAUUGGAAUCACCAAUGGGCUAUGUUGCCUUCACAAUCAAGAGAAUAUAGUACAUGGCAAUCUGACCUCAAGCAACAUACAAUUAGAUGAGCAAACAAAUCCUCACAUCACAGAUUUUGGUCUUUCAAGACUAAUGACAACUUCUGCCAAUACAAACAUCAUUGCUACAGCAGGAAGUCUUGGCUAUAAUGCACCAGAGCUUUCAAAGACGAAGAAACCGACCACAAAAACCGACGUUUACAGCCUCGGUGUUAUCCUUUUGGAACUCUUAACUGGUAAACCACCUGGAGAACCAACCAAUGGAAUGGACUUGCCUCAAUGGGUUGCAUCGAUAGUUAAAGAAGAGUGGACCAAUGAAGUGUUUGAUUUGGAACUCAUGAGGGAUGCACCAACCAUAGGAGAUGAACUUCUUAAUACAUUGAAAUUAGCUUUACAUUGUGUUGAUCCUUCACCUUCUGCAAGGCCAGAAGUUAAGCAAGUUUUGCAGCAACUAGAGGAGAUUAAGCCAGAAUUGGUUGAAGCUGAAGUUGAUGAUGAUGGAGCUAAGGUUCAAACAAAUGAAUAAAGGGUUGGAGAUAUUUUAGUCACUUGAAUGAGUGGAGAAAAGAUUAUAUAUACAUAUAUAUUUUAUUCUUUAUUUUUGUUCAUUGAUUUUAUUAUUUAUGUAUAUAGGAAGUGAGUGAGGAUUUUGUUUUAGACAUCAAGGAUUCUUUUAAGUUUGGUGAAUAAUGAAUGUUUUUCAAUUGCUAUUUAAACUAAGAUGAUGCUUUUGUUUU